AUGAUAAAAUACAAAGAUGAAGAAGAUGUUGACUUUGUCAAAGAAAAAGGAAAAGGAAAAGGAAAACAAGUUGAAGAAGAUGCAGAUACAGAAGAAAAUGAUGACAUUGGUGCAGAGCAUGUACUUCAAAAAUAUCCAGAUUAUAGAGAACUAUAUGGAUGGUUUGAAAGGUUUGUAAACAUUGAAAAAGUGUUUAACAAAAGCAUUGGUGAAUCAUCAAGAACAAGAGAAAAAGAAAAAGAAAAUGAGACAGGUGAAAAAGAGUUUGAACAUCACUUAGAAACACAAAAAGGCGAAGAAAAUGCUCCAACAGAAACAAAAUACGAUAAUCCAAACUUUGAAGAUAAUAUGCCAAACACACCAAAUAUGGAGACUGAUCAAAAGGAUUUUCUUACCAAUGAAUCUCAAGGAGAAGGAACAACAAACAACAAAGAAGAAAAGGGAAAUGAAAAAAACAUACUUGAAGAAAGAAUGAUCAAGGAAAAGGAAAAGAAAAACAAGUUUACAAAAGAUCAAAGAGGACAACAACUAAAACAGAGCCUUACCAAUCACCUUACAUGA
This is a messenger RNA of Lactuca virosa, 561 nucleotides long. The record is from the annotation of a GenBank genome assembly. NCBI's taxonomy places the organism in Eukaryota, Viridiplantae, Streptophyta, Magnoliopsida, Asterales, Asteraceae.